Colias croceus (clouded yellow) is the source of this 2167-nucleotide messenger RNA. RefSeq names its product liver carboxylesterase 1F (gene CCE-un1). NCBI's taxonomy places the organism in Eukaryota, Metazoa, Arthropoda, Insecta, Lepidoptera, Pieridae. The transcript is spliced from 12 exons. The record is from RefSeq and is a predicted model, not a curated record. Bases 112 to 2121 code for a protein of 669 amino acids.
CGCUUUCAAAUUUCCGAUAUGUAAACGCAAAUGAUAAGCUCAGAUUUGGGGAUGUAAUUGAGCUGCGUGGGCCGUGGGCGAGUUCCGCAAGCGAAGGAUAAAGCUGUAGUGAUGGCUUGGCUUCUGUGCGUGCUGGUGUGUGCGUUGUCUGCGCCUGCGCAGGCGGUGGUCGGCGGCAACCCAGCUGCACCGCCCGAGCCUGAUGCUGCAGUGGUGUUCACACAGCGCCAUGGCUUCAGCGCAAGGAUCGAGGGGAAUAAGGACGAUCGACUCGGUUAUUACACGUUUAGUGGUAUCAGAUAUGCAGAACCUCCCGUUGGCCCUAGGCGGUUCCAACGACCGGUUAGAAGGUAUCUUGCUGGUGAGAUCAAUGCUACAAGCAAUUGUCCGCCGUGUCCUCAGAUGGACCCAAGGGGCUCUGGAAGGAUCAUUGGGAAUGAAGACUGUUUGUGCCUUAACGUUUUUGCGCCGAAAAUGCCUGGAGAGGAACAAGGUUGUCCGGUGAUAUUUUUUGUCCAUGGCGGAAACUAUAAAACAGGAUCUAUUUCGCCUUAUGGGGGUCAACACUUUGUUCAACAAGACACAAUUCUAGUCACAGCUCAAUAUCGCUUAGGGUCCCUAGGGUUCCUAAGUACUGGACAAAGAGAUGCAUCUGGUAAUACUGGUAUUUUCGACCUUCGCGCUGCUAUGACGUGGAUAAAUGAUUACAUAGAAUUCUUUGGUGGUGAUCGCUCCCGAAUGGUAGUUAUGGGGCAAGGCACUGGUGGUAGGGCUGCAUCACUCCUGGGCUUAUCAUCAGAGACUCCAAGGGAGGGUCGAGCAGCUACAGGCGUAGCUGCUUUGUCUGGAGCUCCUCUUUCACCAGGCGCCAUUAAAUCUGACCCCAAGAAGCACGCGGAGGAGCUAGCGAAACGUACUGGUUGUCCACCAGAGCCCGCUGAAAGACUCGUCAUGUGUCUCAGGAAGUUACCGUAUGAGAAGAUUAUUCAGGCUGACCAAGAAAUUACUAUGAGUUUGCCCGAUACACAAGCAUUCUUGGACGAAAUAUCUGGAAGGUCAGGUUCGGGUGUUCGUGUAGAAGGCAAAGAGGACUAUCGUGGUCUCCCAACCUUUGUGCAAGAGUACCCAGGUGCAGCUCUAAAGAAUAAGCACCAAGUUGGUCCCAUGCUGACUGGUGUCACGUCAGCUGAAACAUCGAGAGCUGUUUUUGGAAAAUACGGGAAGUUCCUCACUGACCAACUAUCAUCUGUCCAAGACUUUAUAAAGAAGGAUAUUAUAGGAGGUCUCAAGAACACACUGCAAGAGGUACAAGCGCUGAACCCUCUCAAAUUGGCUGGAGUGCAAAGUGUACUUCCAUUGCCUGAUUAUUAUCAAGUUUUGUUUGAUAAGUCACUGGACACUAUUGACGGGUUAACUGAGAUUGCUGAAGCUACAGGUGACGCUCUUUUCAACUUCCCUGCAUACCAAAGUGUCAAGGAAUGGAAGGCUGGUGCACCGGCACUCAUGUACAGCUUCGAGCAUGUCGGCAAUUUGAGCAAGGGAUCGCAUUUUGUACCUGGCAUCGCUCUAACUCAGGAUGGAGAUGAGCCUGUAACUAACAAGCCACAAAAAGCCAAAGGCCCAGCCCACGGCGAUGAAUUAGCCUAUCUGUUUGAGCCUCUAGAUGAAAAUGGCAGGUCCUUAGGACAAAAGGUUUCACAAACGGAUGCUGAAGUGCGAAAAUGCUUCGUGGGACUGUUUGCACAAUUCGCAAGAAACUUGAAAGCAAAUGACACAAAGGACAACAAGAUUUUUGAUUUCCUUCCAUUUUCAAUGGCGCCUGAAGGAGAACAGUACUUGAAGAUCGGGGAAACAAUGUCACUGGAUAAAAACUUUAGGUUUUGCCAAAUAGGUCUAUGGGGAAAUAUAGCUGAUAGGCUAUCUGACGCACUUUGUAAGAAUUUCUUCGGUGAUAUCCUGAAGUUGCCUACGUUACUCCAACCCAUUGCGAUGCAAGUAGACCAGACUGGAAACAUUCCACUCGUCAAUCAGGGCUUGGGCAUUCUAAAUCAGAAACCAAAGACCAAAAAACCUCAAAGCUCUCCAUUUGGAUUAGGAAAUAUCAAUCCAUUUGGAAUGUAAAUUUAAAACUUAAAAAUUUCGAUGAUAAAAUAUUUUUUUAUGCAAA